Ambispora gerdemannii is the source of this 266-nucleotide messenger RNA. The record is from the annotation of a GenBank genome assembly. NCBI's taxonomy places the organism in Eukaryota, Fungi, Glomeromycota, Glomeromycetes, Archaeosporales, Ambisporaceae.
AAGAAAUGUUAAAUUUUGUGAACCAGAAUAAAAUUCCACCCGUUAUUCAGAUUAACGGAACCAAAAUCCAAAAAGCGGCUGGAAUAGACACUAAUUCCUUAUCUAUUGCGGAAAUGAUUGUCGAAGUAAUUAAGGACCAAAAGCAGAUUUAUUUUGGUGAUGCCUAUAGUGCUGAACCUUAUAUUGUCUUUUUCGAGGAAGCCGACGAAAUGGGAGAUGUAAUUACCAAAAAAGAGGGGAAUUACUUAAAGGAUAUUAAAGAUUGA